AUGGAAGCCCUUGAAAUCAACACCCCCGAAGCUCCUGCUCCCCGUCUGCUUCUCGUCAAGCUGGCUAGCUCGGGCUUUACAUUCUUCGUGGCCGGCAUCAAUGACGGCAGUCUCGGUGCACUUAUUCCCCAUAUCAGGAAUGAGUAUGGCAUUGACACAAACAUGGUGUCAAUAGUGUACGGCGCCACCUUCGCUGGCUGGCUCGUAACCGCACUCACCAACAGCUACCUGAGCCAAUACUUAAACCUGGGAGCCCUCCUCUUACUCGGCGCCGGCUUACAGGUCCUGGCGCACGCCCUGCGCAUCUGGCUGCCACCCUUCGCGCUCUUCGCGGUGACAUUUGCAAUCGCUGCCCUCGGCCAGGGGUACCAGGACACCCACGCGAACAACUUCGUCACGACCGUGAAAGGUGCGCAUCGCUGGCUGGGCUUUAUCCAUGCCAUGUACCUGGCUGGCUGCCUUGUUGCGCCGUUUGUCGCAACUGGUGUUGCCUCGUCGAGCUCAUCUCAUUGGCACUUCUUCUAUGCUACGCCAUUGGGGCUAGGUGUGCUAAAUUUACUUCUGGUCUGGGUUGCAUUCCGUGAGUGGUCUACUAUAAAGAAAAGAAGCCAGAGCGAAGGAGUUACACCCUCGAGACAGCACAAUGCCCUGGUGGAAAUGCAGAAGACCCUUGGCAGCGCGGGUGUCUGGCUUAUCAGUCUCUUUUUCUUUUUCUUCCUUGGUGCUGUGAUUACUGCUGGAGGAUGGAUUGUCGAGUACCUAGUCGAGGUUCGCAAUGGAGAUCUUGAUAAAAUGGGAUAUGUUCCUGCUGGUUUCUAUGGUGGAGGGUUUCUCGGACGACUCUUGCUGGCGGAGCCAACACAUCGCUUUGGCGAGCGGCGGAUGAUUUUCGUGUAUAUUAUUCUCUGUCUGGCACUUGAGUUGGUUUUCUGGCUUGUUCCACAUAUCAUUACCGAAGCAGUCGCAAUUAGUCUACUCGGCUUCUUCUCGGGACCUUUUUUUGCCACGGGUAUAUCUGUGGCUUCCAAGGCCUUCGCCGCCGAAAUUCGUUCUUCUGCCCUCGCAAUCAUAUUCCUCCUUGGCCAGAUCGGUGGAGCUGUCUUCCCAGCCAUUACGGGCGUCAUCGCCUCUGAAGCCGGAGUCAAAGUUCUGCAGCCAAUGCUUGUGGGUCUACUCGGAGCUACGGGAGUGUCCUGGUUGAUUAUUCCCAAGCCGCGUUUGCACCAUGACUAG
Messenger RNA from Aspergillus versicolor CBS 583.65, 1233 nucleotides. RefSeq lists its product as uncharacterized. The record is from RefSeq and is a predicted model, not a curated record. Gene Ontology annotation, biological process: transmembrane transport. Bases 1 to 1233 code for a protein of 410 amino acids. Gene Ontology annotation, molecular function: transmembrane transporter activity. Gene Ontology annotation, cellular component: membrane. NCBI's taxonomy places the organism in Eukaryota, Fungi, Ascomycota, Eurotiomycetes, Eurotiales, Aspergillaceae. The transcript is spliced from 5 exons.